AUGUCAAAAUACAUCAGCUUUUUGGGAGGGUUGAAGGAGGCGGAAAACGACAAACUGGCAGCGCGGGAAGGAGCAACAAGAGAUUUGCAAUGUUGUUGGGGUAGGCGAGUGAAAUCAACCGCAAAGAGAUUGCGCUGGGAGGAUGAGAAGACAAAUAACAGAGCGCCGAAUAAUACUAUCAUCAGACAGAUAUUCGUUCGGUGGAGUAGCAGCAGUAGUAGUAGUAGUAGUAGUAAUGCCGAAAGCUUGCCAUUGGCAACGGGAACGAGCCCCUCGCGUGAGCUGUCCGAUGAAAAGCCUAGUGAUAUCCGUCGGGAAAAGCUGUCAAUUGCUCUUCUUGGAAGCGUCAGCUUAGAUUACGAUACGGUUAUAAACUUCCUUAUCUAUGAUUGGAACAAGAACACCUUUGCCGAUCAUGGCACCCUGGAGACGAACUUCGAUGCGUUCGGCUGCAAAGCGACCGAUCCGUUCGUGGUGAUCGUACACGGCUGGACGGAGGGUUGCAGCAAAACGCAGUGGGUCCGGGAGAUGCUCAACAACUUCGUCCUCAAGCGGAAGGGCUGCAUCAUGUGCCUCAACUACGCCACCAUCGCGGCCAUGGAAUACACCAAAGCCGUAGAGCAAAUGGACGCCAUCGCGCGCACGUUGGAGAAGAAACUACGCCAACUGUUCGCCUUCGGGAUGGCGCCAGCGAAUGGCAUGCUGUUCGCGUUCAGCUUAGGAACCCACGUCGCCUUCCAGGCGGGCCGCAACCUGGGCACGCAAAAGCUGGCCCGAAUCGAUGCCUGUGAUGCGGCGUGGCUGGGAUUUGACCAGAACUCUACAUACAGCAGUCUGAGCGUGAUGGAUUCGGCCACCAGCGUACAGUGCAUCCACACCAGCACCGACUUCGGCACGCAGAGGCGCGUCUGUCACAAGGACUGGCAGAUGGGUUACUGCGGAUGGUUCCAGUUCGCCGCCGGCACGAAGACUUCGCAUGGUCUCUGCCCGGAGUUCUACAAUGCCGCGUUUUGGUUCGACUUUCCGGCUAUCUCCAACCCGUACUAUUGCCCCACCACGCGCGCCGUUAGCUCCUGGCCGUCCGGGUUUAAGAUGGGUUACUACAUGCCUCAGACCUCUUUCGUAGGAGAUUUGUUCGCGAGAACUUCAACGCAGUAUCCGUACAACUGA
Molecule: messenger RNA, 1170 nt
Organism: Anopheles coustani
Lineage: Eukaryota; Metazoa; Arthropoda; Insecta; Diptera; Culicidae
Product: pancreatic lipase-related protein 2-like
Exons: 5
Coding region: 1-1170 (389 amino acids)
Molecular function (GO): lipase activity
Source: RefSeq, a predicted model, not a curated record